Molecule: messenger RNA, 1389 nt
Organism: Ilyonectria robusta
Lineage: Eukaryota; Fungi; Ascomycota; Sordariomycetes; Hypocreales; Nectriaceae
Product: major facilitator superfamily domain-containing protein
Exons: 2
Coding region: 1-1389 (462 amino acids)
Biological process (GO): transmembrane transport
Cellular component (GO): membrane
Molecular function (GO): transmembrane transporter activity
Source: RefSeq, a predicted model, not a curated record
AUGAGUCUCUACCAGCUUCCCCUCAACCGGGUUAUUGAGAGGCGGUUAUGUCGGGAAUACUACGCCAGUACCGACCCCAAGCUCAUCGGACCGGGCGGAAGCGUUGAUGAGGACCUAUGCAAAGUCGACUCGGUUCAGACGAGCCUAGGCUGGAUCCAGGGCGUGAUGGACACUAUUUGGAUUGGUGGAGACUUUGCCAUGACCAUUCCCCUCAGCUUCCUGGCAGAGAAAUGGGGUCGCCGCACAGUUCUCCGCCUCAACCUGGUGUCCCGGGUGUUUAUGCUGUCAUGGGCCGUCAUUGUCGGCUAUUUUGAUCAGCUGCUACCAACCAAGGCCAUUAUCGUUGGCCCGACCCUCUCGGUCUUGGGUGGAGAUUGCGUCUUCAACUCCAUCACGUAUGCUCUCGCCUCCGACCUCACCGACGACCACGUCACGCGGGCCAUUUACUUUGGCUAUAUGAGCGCCGUCUCAUACGUCGUUGCUUUGCUUGGUCCGGCGUUGGCCUCUGCUACGAUGACUGCCUUGCUCUGGCUGCCGUUCUGGCUUGGGCUAAUCCUGCUCUUGCUUGCCGUUCCUACCAUCCUCAUGCUCCCAUCAUCUACAGAAUCCUUGGAUAGCGAGCCCAUUCCGGACGAGGAGCAAAGAGCACCUCUCUUGUCGUCCCCACUUCUCAAGGCGCAGGAUGCCCAGCCAUCCCUACUCAACUCCACGGUCCAGCGGUUUCGCACUCUCCAUACCAUCGUCACAAGCCACCCCAGAAACUUUUCAUUACUGCUCAUCAGUUUUCUCCUCACGUCGCUCGCCAGCUCCGACACUAAGCUGCUCGUCCAGUACAUCUCCAAGAGAUAUCGUUGGACUUUCGCUUCGGCUGGCUACUUGCUUUCGGGUAAAGCCGUUGUAAACUUCACCCUACUCACCGUCAUCAUCCCCAAAUUCCUGCUGUCAAGACGUGUUACCAGAGGCUCCAUCUCGAGGGUCGAAAGUGCGGACAGCGCAAAUGUUCGAUACGCUAGCGUCUGCCUCAUCGUCUCCGUGCUUGGCGCGCUGGGGAUCGCCGUCGCUGCGGAGAUAUGGAUGCUAAUCCCGUGCCUCUUUCUGUACGCUCUCGGAUCUGCCCUUCCAAUCUUCACCCUCUCACUGCUCAAAUCGCCAGCGGUAUCGCCGCCGCAUGGCAAGGGCCACGACGACGCGACGAAUCCUGACACCCACAUCUUCUCCAUCGUCAUGCUUGUCAAAACUGUUGGGUCUCUUCUUGGAGCACCGACCAUGGCGGCGCUGUGGGUGCGUGGCAUUGGGAUUGGGGGCCUUGCGCUUGGCAUGCCGUACUUCGUCAGUUCGGCUUGCUACGCGGUAGCCUUGGGGGUAUUUUCAGGUAUCAAAGUUGAGUGA